AUGAAACACCUCCACAUAUGUGGCAUUCGAAGUGUACAAGAUCGUGUAUAUUCGCAUAUUAAAGUACAAGUUGUAAAUCACCAAAAAAUAUAUAUAAAUGAAAUUAAGGCGCUUAUAAAAAAAAAUGAUGGGGAUAAAAGAUUUUUAACUCACCUUUCGUUGGAUUAUAAUAAAUUAAAAGAGGAUAAAAAAUAUUUCAGUUUUGUAAAUACACAAAAUGAUAAAAUAAAUGAAGAAAACAUAAAACAUAAUACCUCAAAAAAUAUAAGUCAAACUGAAAAAGAGAAACAAUCUGAGAUGAUUAGAAAAAUACGAAAGUUUUGCAGAAAGGAUGAUUUGUGUAGUAUAUACAAAUUUAAUGACCAUUUUUUAGACCUUUUAAAAUCAAAGAAAUUAAAUGAAAAUGAUUUUUCUGUUGUAAUUCAUUUAUUAAACACAAAAAAAAUUAGAAAUAACAGCUUUUGGAGAAAUGUAGCAAAUAUUGAAAACAUUAAUUUUAUUUUUAAUAUGAAUUUAAAACAAAUAAUUAUUACUAUUUAUAGUAUUUCGAAUUCGUUUCCAUUUAUUCAUUUGAACUUUUUAAAUCCCUUUACUUUUAAACUAAUUUAUGUCUUAUACUAUCAGAAAUACUUCCUUUUAAUAACUAAUAAAAACAAAAACAAACAAAAAUGUGCAGAACAUUUUGUAAAUUUUUUUAAUUUGUGUGUAGCUAACGAAUUAGAAAAAAUUACUAAGAAAAGUGAAAAAAUUAUGAACUCAUGCGCUAUUUCUUCUUAUAAUGAAAGUAAAAAAAAAGGGUGGAAUAAGUUAAUAAGUCAAAAUGAUUAUUCAUAUUUCAAAAUAAUUUUUAAUAUGCGCAAUAGAAGUAAUAAUAGCAAUUACAAUGGUAAUGAAAAUAUGUUUAGUGAAAAUCGAGCAAAUAUAAACAGAUUAAACUUCUUUGACAUAACUAUAUUAUGUAACACUUAUUCAAAGAUAAAUAUUGUAAGUCAGUUGGAAUAUAUACAAGAAUUUAAACAUAUUAUUUAUAAACUUUUUAUUUAUUUCUUAUUUUUUCAUAAUAAUGAAAUGAAUUAUAAUCAUUUAAUUUUGUUUAUUUAUAGUUACACAAAUUUAAAAGGAACUAUUGAUAAAUCAGUAUUUUCAAAAAUAAAAAAAAUAUUAUUAACUAAACAUAGCAUAGAGCAUACAAACUUGCGCAAAAUACACACUAUUGAUAUAUGCUCUUUAAAUAUGUUAAUGUAUGUGCUGAAGAUACAUAAAAUUAACGACAAUAAUUUAUUCAAACAUGUUAUUCUUUCAUGUGUUGUUAAUCUCAAUUUGAAUAAAAUGAAAAAGUAUAAACUCAAAAAAGGAGUAUUAAACAGUAAUGAGGAUAUAUUAAGCGAUGCUAUGUCUGAUGUUUAUGAACAUACUUAUGCACAAUCUAUGCAUAGAAAUACGAAUCAAAACACUGACGAAAAAAAAAUAAAAAAUGAAGGUAUAAAUAGUACAUGUAAGAAUGAUAGGAUAUAUAAUAACACGGAAUAUUCAUAUAGCCAUAAUAAUAUUCUAGAAAAACGAACAAUCCUUGUGAACUACUUUUCUCAAAACGAUAAUAGCUAUAUCAUGCACACAAAAAAAGAAGAAAAUUUAAUACAAUUAAAUAAAAAAGAUUUAUGUUUUUUAGCAUGUAACAUAGAUAAAUUAAAAAUUCCCAAUUAUUAUAAUAUAUAUGAAUAUAUAAAAAUUGAAACAAAAAAACAAAUAAAUAUAUUUAAUGUAUAUAAUUCAUGUAUUAUAUUAAAUUUUUUAGUAAAUUUAAAUUUAUUGGAUAGAAAUUUAUUUAAUUUGUUAUUAUCUCAUUUUAAAAUAUUAUUUGAUAAAAAUAAUUAUAACGAAAAAGAUAUUACAGAUAUAUAUUUGUCUUUUUAUAAAUACACACAAAUAACAAGUUGUAAAAAUAAUUCAGAAAUAUCAAAUUUUUUUAAAUUUUUAUAUACACAAAUAGAACAUAAAUUAAACAAAUUUAAUUAUAUUAAUAUUAUUUAUAUAUUUUGCUCAUGUGCUUAUUUUAAUAUUCGAUUUAGUGAUAUACUAUUGCAAAAUCUUUGUAUAGAUAUACUUAAUAACUUUAAAUCGAUAGAUGAAAAAAUAUUAUUACCCUUUUUAUACUUUAUAAAGAAGAGAAAUUAUGAUAUUAAUUAUAUAUUUUUUAAUUCAGCUAUAAAUAACUUAUUUUCAAAAAUAAAAAGUUCAAAAAGUUUCUUUUUUAUUUUUCAAAUAUUGUCAGUUUAUUCUAUACAAACAUUACAAAAGGAAACAUAUAUUUUACACAAAUUAGUCGAUUUAUUAGAUAAAUUCAGCCAUUUUCUUAGCUUAAAGGAUAAAAUAUUAUUAUCAUUGCAUAUAUAUAUAAACCCAGUAUUAUUUCUAAAUGAAAAGUGUAUUACAUUUUGUGAAAAUGUACUUAAAGCUAUAGUUUUUGAUGAAGAAAUAAACUUUGACGAUUCUCAAAUUUUGGAACAAAUGGAAAAUCAUGAAAUACUAGAUAAAUACAAUGAAAAAAAUAUGCAACAUAUAAAUACCAUUUAUAAUUGCGAUAUUAUAAAAAAAACGUGCAAUUUCCAAUUGGGAAAAAGGGAUAAAAAAGAAACAAAUAAUUUUUUAUUUUAUAAUAGUUUUUAUAAUCAUAGUGAUACUUUACUAAAUAAUAUAGACUUUAACACUAAUAAUAUAAAUGCUAAAGAAUUGAAGAUAUUUUUUUUAUUACUAUUAUCAGAUAUAUAUGAAAUUAAAUUGAAUAUUUUUUUAAAAAAGGAACAAUUUUCUAUACUAGGAAAAAAUCAAACAGAACAAACACAAUUGCAAAACUGCAUUAACGCAUUACAUACUUGCCAGUUAAAAAUAUUAUCAAAUUUUACACACAUUCCACUAAAUAAUGAAUAUUUAAUUUACCUUUUAAAAAAAAAUUAUUUAUUUAAUGCUCAGAAUCGUGAAAAGAAAUCCAUAUUAACAGAAAAAAUAAAUUAUUCUGAUAAAAACAUAAACAAUAUUAAAAAAUUAAAAGAUAAAAAACAGAAUGCAAACAAAAUUUAUAAUAACCUCAAAACGCAUUAUGACGAAGAAAUAAUGGAAUAUUUUCCCGAAUUCGAAGAAUCCCUUUUUAAUGCAACGAAAAUAAUGUAUGAAAGUUCAUUUAUUUAUUUGUUAUAUCAAAAAAACAAACAGAAUGAAGAAAACAAUUUAAACCAAUUCAACCAGUUUCAUGCAGAUUCCUUUCCAUAUAUUUCUUUUGGCAAUACAAAUAGCGAAUUAAUUAUUAAGCUAAAAAAAAAUGUUUUUAUAAAUUCAUUCUACAUUUUUUACAUAUUUCCUGGAAUGACUUAA
Messenger RNA from Plasmodium berghei ANKA, 3369 nucleotides. Its product is annotated as conserved Plasmodium protein, unknown function. NCBI's taxonomy places the organism in Eukaryota, Apicomplexa, Aconoidasida, Haemosporida, Plasmodiidae. The record is from RefSeq and is a predicted model, not a curated record. The transcript has a single exon. Bases 1 to 3369 code for a protein of 1122 amino acids.